AUGGAGAGCGAUCUACAGAUGAUACUCGAGUAUAUGGAGGGAGGUGAUCUGCGUCGAUUUUUGUCCAGUCCAACGACCCCAACUGGGUGGACACACCACAAGUUUGCGGUCGCUAUCAGCAUCACCGAAGCACUCGUGUAUUUACACUCGUUCGUACCGCCAUUACUUCAUCGCGACCUCAAGUCGAAAAACGUGCUACUUUCUUCAAGAUUCAAGGCAAAACUUAGUGACUUUGGCAAGUCUCGCUUUAGAUCGGAAGACAACACGAUGUCAGGCGGUGUUGGCACCAGUCGAUGGUUAGCACCCGAAGUAAUUCGGGGAGAUACCGACUACGAUCGCGCAGCUGACAUCUAUAGUUUUGGGGUCUUGUUGACGGAGUUGGACACGAACAGGAUUCCGUACAGCAACACUCGUGGGCCCAAUGGAAAGGUCUUGACAGAUACAACAAUCAUGCAUCGAGUCGCGACAGGCUCACUGUAUCCAAAGCUUCGCCACACGAGUGAACAAGCACUGAAAGCAUUAGUGAAGCGAUGUGUUGCUAGAAACCCAGACAGACGACCGACGGCUUCUGAAGUUGCAACCGAGUUGCGAGUAAUUCAACAGGAUAUGGCAGCUUCUCUCUCCAAACGAGCGCCAUGGACGACGGAUUUUAUCGGAGGCUAG
Messenger RNA from Phytophthora nicotianae INRA-310, 663 nucleotides. RefSeq names its product TKL protein kinase. Gene Ontology annotation, molecular function: protein kinase activity; ATP binding. NCBI's taxonomy places the organism in Eukaryota, Oomycota, Peronosporomycetes, Peronosporales, Peronosporaceae. Gene Ontology annotation, biological process: protein phosphorylation. The transcript has a single exon. Bases 1 to 663 code for a protein of 220 amino acids. The record is from RefSeq and is a predicted model, not a curated record.